AUGGCGGCGUCCGUGCUUCAGAGAGAGAUUGAGGUUGUUGAUUCAGGUGAUGACAGCUCAUCAAGGAGUAUUAGACCAUUGAAAAGACGACGUGCUGGGUCUCGUGAAAGCAACCGUAGCAGUGAUACAGCUUCAUUUACAAUACGAUCCACUUAUUAUCCCAGCUGAAAUUUAUAUGAAUAUCAGUGGCCUCCAAACAAAGAUGGUGAUAUGUAUAUGUUACAAGAACAAGUCAGUGAAUUUUUAGCAGUCAAGUCAUUCAAGCGAAAAUAUCCAGAUCUUGAAAGACGUGAUAUUGAUCCAAAAGAAAGGAAUUAUUUACGAGAAAAAGGAGUAGUCUCAGAGAUUCAAGUAAAUCUUGGAUUAACAGCAUUGAAGACAGAUGAAGUUUUGGAUUUAAUGGCCAAGGAUUAUCCAGAUAAAUACAAGGAUUAUGCCUCUGUGUUACAUGAACGAGAACGACAGAGUAUUACAAAUAAGCAUAAAGAAUAUGAAGCACCUGCUGUUGAUGCUGGAAAAAUCAAAGAGUACAUUAAGAAAGCUGUAAAACAGGCAUCUGAAUUCAACAUGUUAUUUAAUAGAGAAAGAAAAGAAGAAAGACAAGCUUAUUAUGAUAUGCAGACUUCAAUUUUUCAGGUACCCACUGGUAGGAUGUUAAAAAUGCCCAAAGAAGCCACCAAGGUUGGUGCUUACCCUGUGGCACUGAUACCAGGACAAUUCCAAGAAUAUUACCGAAAGUAUUCAUCAGAUGAAUUAAAUUAUUUUCCAAUAAACACUGCCAUAUAUGGUCCGCCAUUACCACCCGAAUUAAUUGUUGGUGAUGGUGAGGAUUCUGAAGAUUCUUCUGUUGUUGAUGUCCCCAGUGUAAAAGACCCGAAUGAUUCUAAUAGUGAUAGUAGCAGUACUGGCAGCGGUAGUACAUCAAGUGAUUCUGAUUCUGAUAUGGGUCAAUCAAGCAAGCAGGAAGCAAAGAAAACAACAAACGGUGAAUACAAGCCUCCUGAGUCUGAGUGCAAGGAGGAUAAGGUGAAAAAAGUCUCUAAGCUGGAGGCAGGGAAAGAGCUUGAGGCAGAGAUAAAGCCUGGGGCGGAGAAUGUUGAGACAGACACAUCCAAGAAAGAGCCCAAGGAUAUACCUGAUGCUGUUUGUGGUAUCUGUUUAAAAGGCAAGGACAGUAGUAAGAAAAAAUUCUCAGAACAAUUAGUACACUGCUCUCAAUGUGACAAUAGUGGUCACCCUACAUGCUUACAAAUGAAUGAUUCUUUGGUACAUGUGAUCAAGACAUAUCCAUGGCAGUGUAUGGAGUGCAAAACAUGUACAUUAUGUGGUGAUCCUACACAUGAAGAUAAAAUGAUGUUUUGUGACGACUGUGACCGUGGUCACCAUACAUUCUGUGUCGGACUCAAGAGUAUACCAACAGGUCAAUGGACAUGUGAAAGCUGCAGAAAGGACAUUUCAUCUACACCAACAACUACAAGAUCAGGUAGAAAAACCGGUCGUAGGAAAUAACAGAAAUAACACUCUGCUUAUUUAUUUAUUAGUUUGACAUCUCAAUGUUUUAAGGAUUGUGUCUUUGUACUUGUUGAUAUGUACUAAUCAUUGGAAUGAAUAAAAUUAGAUUUCUUAUUUGUCAAUUUUCUGAAUUGAUGUGAACAAAUAAAGC
This is a messenger RNA of Saccoglossus kowalevskii, 1663 nucleotides long. Its product is annotated as PHD finger protein 10-like. Lineage: Eukaryota; Metazoa; Hemichordata; Enteropneusta; Harrimaniidae. Gene Ontology annotation, cellular component: nBAF complex; npBAF complex. Gene Ontology annotation, biological process: nervous system development. The record is from RefSeq and is a predicted model, not a curated record.